Chrysochloris asiatica (Cape golden mole) is the source of this 945-nucleotide messenger RNA. RefSeq names its product olfactory receptor 6N2-like. Gene Ontology annotation, molecular function: olfactory receptor activity; G protein-coupled receptor activity. The record is from RefSeq and is a predicted model, not a curated record. Bases 1 to 945 code for a protein of 314 amino acids. NCBI's taxonomy places the organism in Eukaryota, Metazoa, Chordata, Mammalia, Afrosoricida, Chrysochloridae. Gene Ontology annotation, biological process: G protein-coupled receptor signaling pathway. The transcript has a single exon. Gene Ontology annotation, cellular component: membrane.
AUGGAUCACACCAACCACACUUGGACCCAAAGUUUCAUCCUUGCUGGUUUCACUACCACUGGUACUCUGCGACCUCUUGCUUUCUUGGGGACCCUGUGCAUCUAUCUUCUCACCCUGGGAGGGAACCUGUUCAUUAUUAUUCUGGUUCGAACAGAUUCUGGACUGUCCACACCCAUGUACUUCUUCAUCAGUGUCCUCUCCUUCUUGGAACUCUGGUAUGUCAGCACCACGGUGCCCACGCUGCUACAUACCUUGCUCCGUGGACGUUCACCCAUCUCUUCUGUUUUGUGCUUCAUACAGCUGUAUGUCUUCCACUCCUUGGGCAUGACUGAGUGUUACCUACUGACUGUCAUGGCAGUGGACCGCUACCUUGCCAUCUGUCGCCCGCUCCAUUACCAUGCACUCAUGAGCAGACAGGUACAGAUAUGGUUGGCAGGGGCCACUUGGAUGGCUGGCUUCUCAGCGGCACUUGUGCCUGCCAGUCUCACAGCCAGUCUUCCCUUCUGCUUGAAAGAAGUGGCCCAUUACUUUUGUGACCUGGCACCUCUAAUGCAGUUGGCAUGUGUGGACACAAGCUGGCAUGCUCAGGUCCAUGUUGUGGUGAUUGGAGUGAUCAAUGCAUGUAACCUUGUACUCAUUUUGGGACUCUACGGGGGCAUCCUGAGAGCUGUAUUGAAGCUGUCCUCUACUGCCAGUCGUGCCAAGGCCUUCUCUACCUGCUCCUCUCAUAUGACUAUAGUGAUACUCUUCUUUGGUUCUGCCUUCAUUGUCUAUGUAGGGCCACCUGAAAUCCGGUCUGAGGGCAAAGACAAGCUUAUUGCCUUGGUGUAUGCUCUUUUUACCCCAUUCUUCAACCCCAUUAUUUAUACAUUUCGUAACAAAGAGGUUAAAGAUGCUGUGAAGAGACUCACUGCGAGGAUGAGGACUGUGUUAAAGGGGUCCUGA